UUGCAGAUAUAAAUGUGUCAAUAGAGCCAGUCUAAGAGAGCCAGAGAAACAGUUUACUCUUAGUUUCAGUUAUUGGAAGAUCAUUGCAACAUAGUUAAUAAUGGACGAUGAUAUCCAUAUUGCAGUUCGAUCGGCAGUUGACGUUCAAAGAGUCGACAUUCUAAACGUGAUCCUUGAAGACUCAAAGUCGAAAGGAAUCCUCGAACACGUACUCAAUUCAACCCACAAAGGCAAAAGUAUCCUACACUACGCCAACGAUGCGGGCAACGCUGAUAUCGUGCGGACUCUUCUCGUCUCGUUCAAUGCAGACCCGAGCAUCAAAUCCGCCGACGAGGGACUAACAUGCUACCAGUCGGCAGUCGAGAAUCAGACUCUUUCCGACAUCUACCACUCGUACUUUUUGCAGUUAGUCACUAAUGACAAACUAGAGCACGUUAAACGGUGCAUUAAAGCGGGCAUGGAUUGUAAUCAGCAGUACCCAAUUGAUGGUGCAUACUUAUUGAACUGGGCGUGUCAGUACUCCAAGGAAGAUAUGGUUCGAUGUCUUUUGGAAAAUGGCGCUGAAGUUGAUGUAAUUGACUCGGAUGGCCUGACAGCAUUGCACGUGUCAGUCAAAAGUGGCAACGAGGGCGCAAUUAAAGCCCUGAUGAGUCAUUCGGUCAAAAGUGACCCUACUAUUAGGUCGCCUCAUGGGGAUUAUCAAGGGUUCACAGCCCAAGAAUUGUGUCAACGAUUAUGUCCUCAGUUUGAGCACUAUUUUAUCAGCUCAAAAAUUGAGGAAUCUGAAAGCGGAAAUUCGAUUGCCGACGAACAUGCUUUAAGUCCAGAUAGCUCGAACCUAAAUGACGACCUUGUUAAUUCAGCUGAAGAUAAGAUGUGGAAAGGAAAGCUGUCAAUCAUGACGUCAUUCUCAAAAGAAGAACCAGACGAAAGUGAUGACUCAUCAGUUGUGCCAUCGAAAUCCAAAACUGAAAACAUGAAAUGUUUCGAAGCUUUUAAAACUAUGGUUGGUUUGAAAUCGGCAGCGAAUGUAGAUAAGAACAUUUUGGGCCUCUGUCCGCUCCCAAAAAUUGUGAAAACUCAGGAAAGAAUCGAAAAUAACAGUGAGGUUGCCGUAAAUUCUUUCUCUGAAAUUUUAGUCUCGUUUCAAAACUUCGAUGAAUGGCAGAAAACUUUGGAUUUAGUGACAAUGAUGUUGAAUUCAUUAUCGAGACUUGGGUUCAAGAUCAACGCAUCCAUGCUUCCUAAAUUGGACCCUUCUAAACUGAGGGCAUAUCAAUAUCCGUUACAUAUCAGUUUAAUCGAUUCCAAAUCUGUUUCGAAACCCGGAAAGUAUACUUUAACUUUUGAACAAAAUUUCUGCAACAUAAAAUGUUAUUCCAUAGAAGGAGCAAGAAAUGGUUUGGCUACGUUCGUGCAGUUAUUGAGUGAACGACGAAUAGAAUCAUCAAUUAAUUUAGGAAAAGUUGUGUAUGACAACGCUGUCUUGGAAACCCGAGCAGUCAUGUUUGACUUCGAAAUGUGGCUUGCAUGGAAAACUGGGAUCCUAUACGAAGUGCUUCUAAUUUCAAGUCUUCUCAAAUACAACACAAUUGUAAUUCCGUUAUCAAAUGACCUGAUCACUAUUUUCGGCGAUUCAAUUGAAGUGAUUUGUCAGAAGCUUGUUGAAACUAUAAUCCUGGCGGAACGUUUCUGCCUCCAAGUAGUGCCUUACCUAGAGAUAACGUCUGACCAGAUCAACCAGGAAUCGUAUCGCGAAAAGGUCCAGUUUUUCAAACAGGUUUUGUCCUGUUUUAACAGAAAGAAUAGAACUAUUUUUGGACCUGUGUUCUCGACGUUUUUGUGUGAACAUCAAGAUUGCAAGGAUUACACGUUUUACACCCUGGGGUUGAACGGCAACGAAGAUGUAUUGGUUUUCUGUGCCAAUGACGUUGCAACGGCUAGAAGAAUCGGAGAUAUAGCUAAUGAUGCGACCGUUUGCUGCUCUGAGCCGGACAUUUUGAUGGAAGCUGUAUGUCGUGGCAUGCGACUGAUUUUGAGGUCAGAUGACGAAAGUGCAAACAGGAGUUUGGUUGCAAGAGCUGAGCUGACUAAACUGUUCUCGUGUGUGGAGGAAACUUCAUUCUGUGAAGGCUGCCUAACUGUCUGCUCAUUUGCUACCGAGUCAGUUCCUCUUUUCAUCUCGUGCCUUCCUCGACUCUUGGUAAACUCCGAGUUCAGCUGGAACGCCUCGACAUCCAGGGCAUCACAUUCGUCUUUCCACAGUAUAGUAGACAAACUGAUUUUCAACCAGGCACCUGGAUUCGCUAAUGCACUCAAUGUCUUAUCAAAUGUAGAGCGAACUUUGAUGACAGAUAAAGAGACAAGUAGGACAAUCGAUGGAUGUGGUGACGGGGAAUCCGGAGUUGGUGGGACAUGCAGUCCAAUUUUGAGGUGGCUAGAGGAUCCAGGGGUGCUUUCAGUAGAUAGAUUGGACCCUCAAUCGAUAUCACAAGCUGAGAAAGACCUAAGGUCGAUCUUCUCGUUCAUCGAAGUCCAUUUGCAGCCAGCGCAGGUCGGAACUCCCGUUACUGGAACAAUUGCACUUCCAUACAACCCAAAACUGGCAUAUCAGACUCAGGCAUUCCUAUUCCAGCUACGCGCUUGUGCCAGCAUUGCUCUUUUCACAGUAAAACUCCUGAAGAGCCUUUACUUUGCUGGACGGAACCCGGCUGCCUCGAUGACACAACCGUCCAAGAAAAUGGCGAACGGAGAUGUCGCAACGGGAAAAUUGACAUCACAGACUAGUCCUCAAAAUGCUGCUGAAAAAUAUUUUAUGAAUGGCCCGCUCCUAGAAUCCGUGAACUUAGGAGUCGAGAGUUUGAGUUUGCAAGUGAAAAGUGACCUUGCAAAUCGGUUGAUUGUUGCAAUGAAUGAUUUGAAACUGAUUGCCAAACAGGAUUUGGAUGACUCUGCUUUCAAAAAAUACAACCAGGAUGCAUUCACGCAGAUUUUAGACCAGUUCGUACAAGGGAGACAUACAGGCGCGUCUCAGAUUUAGUGCUUCAUCAAUAUUACGGGUGUAGAUUGUCUUUUUAAAUAUUCACUCUAAAUUUAAAAAUUAUUGGGUGUUAUUGUAUAGCUGUCAGUCCAGUAUUUGUUUAAUCAUUGAUUUACAGGAGAGCAAUACUUUACCUUUGGACGCGAAUCGAACUCAACUUAGGGCUCUAUAAUUAUAUACGAAAUACCUGUUUGAAAUGUAAGCUAUGCUUUGCCCGAAGGUUGAAGUAAAAUGUAGUUCGCUUUCCAUGUAGUUCCAUUCCAUGAAGUUUUUAGUUCGCCUUGCUCCAUGCCACAAUAUUAGAGAUUUUGUAACACCAUAUAAACUCCAUAACUUUCUCCCUGUGAGCUCGAAGUUCGCUUGUACCAGUCCCUUGUGGUCCGAUCUUGGAAAUUCUUGCCAAGAUCAUGGAAGCAAGUCAACUCAAGUCAAGUUCUUGCCAAGUCAAUAAAGACCAUGCAAGAUAUCCAAGACCCAUGCCAGACGCUGACAUGAUA
Messenger RNA from Symsagittifera roscoffensis, 3537 nucleotides. RefSeq lists its product as uncharacterized. Bases 101 to 3040 code for a protein of 979 amino acids. NCBI's taxonomy places the organism in Eukaryota, Metazoa, Xenacoelomorpha, Acoela, Convolutidae. Gene Ontology annotation, cellular component: ciliary inversin compartment. The record is from RefSeq and is a predicted model, not a curated record. The transcript has 4 exons. Gene Ontology annotation, biological process: protein localization to ciliary inversin compartment. Gene Ontology annotation, molecular function: protein binding.